AUUAACACACACGAUCUCAAACAAAGCAAAAACAAAUAUGCUUAAAUUAGUCAAAAACCGAGCGCACUGAAUAACUGUUCACUCCGCCUGCCGACCACCACCAAGGAAACACGGGUUUUCCCAACGCUCCGUACCUCGCAUCACCGUCGACAUCGCAUACCGCGCCAUCAUGCCUCAGUACAAGCUCGUCUACUUCAAUGCCCGUGGUCGUGGCGAGAACGCCCGACUUCUCUUCGCCCAGGCCGGAGUCGACUACGAGGAUUGCCGUGUGACGUCAGAUGAAUUCAAAGCCAUGAAGGGCGACCUAGCAAAAUGUCCUCUUGGUCAGUUGCCUGUGCUCAUCGUUGAAGGUCACCCACCAAUGCCACAGAGUCAUGCCAUCGAGAGAUACCUCGCAAGGAAAUUCGAUAUGUACGGGAAGACUGCAGAAGAGACUGCCCGUAUCGAUGUGACGUGUGAAUGCGUGGCUGAUAUCUUUACCAGCCUUAUGAAGAUGUUCUUUGAAAAGGACGAAGCAAAGAAGGCCGAGCUCGGAAAGAGUUUUGUAGAGAAGGACUCGGUAACUAUGCUGACAGCCAUGUCGAAGAAAUUGGAGAAAGGAAGUGGAUUCUUCGUUGGAGACAAGAUAACCCUCGCCGACAUAUCAGUCUUCACUAUGACCGAAGUAAUUUUCAAGAGCAUGCCUAACGUAGCAGAUAUGUAUCCGGCCUUGAAGAAGUUCAAUGACCGCGUGAGAGCCGAGCCUAAGAUUAAAGCGUGGCUGGAAAAGCGACCAGAAACCAAUUUUUAAAUUCGCACAAAGACUUCACUUAGGGAAUGUAAUAUAUGCACUAUAAGACCUAGACAAAGUUAGAAAAUUCAUAAUUGCAAAAUAUCUUUUAAUUGUUAUUGAUGCUGUUUAUACCACUGUAUUUCCAAUUGGUGUCAAAACUAUUAGAUUAUUACUAAUAGUCCAGUUAUUAUUAUUAUUGUUAUUGUAAUAAUUAACAUUCUUUUUAUGUUAAUAAUAACAAUAACAAUAAUAAAGAUAAUUUUGGAACUAAUAAUGAAAAUAUAAUAAUCAGAAAAUGAAUAAUAGUAAUUAUGAUAAUGAUGAUAGUGAAAUUACUGUUGCCAUUAUUAUCAUUAUUAUAAUUAUUGUGAUUAUAAAUCACCCAGGCCUUUGACCUAGGGUAUCUUUAUUACUUUUGGUGAAUUGAUUACUGACCGGCUAUACAUGUUUCAAACCUGAAUAUGUUCGAGUAAUAAUAUUGACACACGCAUAUUUACAGGAAAAGGCCACAUUCACUGCCCAUAGUUUUUCUAAAAAUCCUCAUAUUUGCACGGGUGCCCGUUUUUUUUUAAUCAAAACACAAUUUACUCCAAUGUCAAUCACAACUUGAUUUUCAACAGAUUAAAUGUGAGUAUCAGGGACUUGUGCUUGAUUUUGUUCAGUUACGGUUGAACGCAGCUCUUUGAGCAAAAUGUCCCAGGGGGCUGUUUCAUAAAGCUGUUCGUAAGUUAAAGAACGACUGGUGAUCCUUUCUUGUGGUAAAUGAUAUUCACCAUUAAAUUUUCAUUGGUGAGUACUCGACGCGUAAGAAAGGAUCACCAGUCAUUCUUAAAGUCGAACAGCGUUAUGAAACACCCAACUGGAACGCAUACAGGGUCCCAUUUAGCGAUCAAUCGUAUAAUCUUGAUUUUCACGUUUGAUUGUCAAUCGCAGAAAAUUGUUCCACGAUGGUGGUUAAGCUUUGUGUUACGGGUCCCCGAUCGCAACCUUUUUGUUCACUUUGACAACAGGGUUUCAUUGUGAUUGUCUCUUGCUUAGCCUCGUGAAUUCUCCAAGGUGAAACCACUGCUAUAGAAGUAGAGGUAAUUGUUCAUGAUGUGUAAAUAGAUGUAUAGAAAUAUGGGGAAAGCGAGAAAGAAGAAGAGUAGAUAUUUUACACAAAACUGCUAUUGAAGUAAUAAAACAACUCAUAAAAUCAAA
Lytechinus pictus (painted urchin) is the source of this 1972-nucleotide messenger RNA. RefSeq names its product S-crystallin SL11-like. The record is from RefSeq and is a predicted model, not a curated record. Gene Ontology annotation, molecular function: glutathione transferase activity. Gene Ontology annotation, biological process: glutathione metabolic process. NCBI's taxonomy places the organism in Eukaryota, Metazoa, Echinodermata, Echinoidea, Temnopleuroida, Toxopneustidae. Bases 170 to 790 code for a protein of 206 amino acids. The transcript is spliced from 5 exons.